Molecule: messenger RNA, 2180 nt
Organism: Salvia splendens (bonfire salvia)
Lineage: Eukaryota; Viridiplantae; Streptophyta; Magnoliopsida; Lamiales; Lamiaceae
Product: COBRA-like protein 10
Exons: 2
Coding region: 198-2150 (650 amino acids)
Biological process (GO): cellulose microfibril organization
Cellular component (GO): membrane
Source: RefSeq, a predicted model, not a curated record
GGGAAUUAUUUUUGUGACAGUUGGUGUGUUGGUGGUUAAGCAGACCGCCAAUUUCGGUGAGGAAGAGGAGGCAAUGAGACUUGACUAAUUCUUCACUGAAUCCAUGAUAAUUUUCCUACAUCUGAGAUGGGUUUAAUGCUCACUACACUCACAAUUCUUCAGAUGCUUUAAUCUGAGAAUUAACCAACCUUUUUCACAUGGGCACAACAAUGGUGUUCUUGUACAUUUUGUUGAGCACACUCGCAGUUGAAGUGGUAAGAGCGCAAGAGGUACCUAUUUACAGCAGCGGUACCAAGCCACUACCAAAAAUCGACUGCAACGGCAUCUUUCUCACCUACGCGUUCGAAUCUCGCGUCAAAGAGUAUCCGUAUUUGAAGAACGUGACUGCGCAACCAUGGGCCUUCAAGUCCACGGCCACGAUCACCAAUGCCGGACUCUAUGAACUCAAAAACUGGAAAAUCUUCAUCGGCUUUCAGAACGACGAGAUUCUAGUCUCUGCCAGCAAUGCUGUUAUUACAGACGUUGAUGAGCUCCCAGCUUCCGUGGGGAAUGGAACUACACUCUCCGGCUUUCCUCAGACGGACUUGAAAACCUCUGUCUUAACUGCUGGAGAUUUGGAUCAAAUUCAGGCCAAAGUUGAAAUGAAAGGCUCUCUUUUCGGGAUCAGGCCGCCAGGAUUCCCUAUGCCUAAGACGAUCAAGCUUGUAAACGACGGAUACAAGUGCCCAACUCCCUAUCGAAAAGGAGGGACAAUGUCUGCUUGCUGCGUGAGGGAUUUGAAGGUGAAGGUGAAGAACACAACGAUAAAGUUUUUACCACGGCUGAAAGGCGACAUGGUUAUCACGUACGACGUGCUGCAGGCGUAUGGGAACAACUACCUUGCUCAGGUGACCAUGGAUAACCGCCACCCUCUGGGGCGGCUGGAUCACUGGAAUCUGACAUGGGAGUGGAAGAGAGGCGAGUUCAUCGACUCCUUGAGAGGCGCCUACACUCGUAGAAAGGACACAUCCCAGUGCAUGUACGGCGAAGCCGGCCAGUACUAUAAAGAUUUGGAUUUCUCAAGAGUAAUGACAUGUGAGAAGAGGCCAAUCAUAGGCGAUCUUCCCCCGCAAAGGGAGAAAGACAAAGACGUCGGGAAUAUCCCCUUCUGCUGCAGAAACGGAACAUUGCUCCCCACCACCAUGAACGAAACCAAAUCCAAGUCCGUCUUCCAGAUGCAGGUCUACAAAAUGCCACCCGAUUUGAACAGAACAGCUCUGUACCCUCCCGAGAAAUGGAGAAUCGUGGGAGUCGUAAAUCCGCAGUACAAAUGCGGCCAGAUAAUAAGAGUCGACCCAACAGAGUUCCCAGAUCCCGGUGGCCUUCAGACCGUCAGCUUGGCAAUCGCAACGUGGCAAGUAGUAUGCAACAUCACGCGGCCUAAGAAGGGGGAGACGCGGUGCUGCGCCUCCUUCUCUGCUUACUACAACGACUCGGUCGUCCCAUGCAGCGCGUGCGCGUGUGGCUGCACGAACACGAGGCGAUGCAAUGCCAAGGAGCAGCUGCUGCUCCCGCCCGAGACGCUCCUAGUCCCGUUCGCCAACAGAACGGACAAGGCCGUGAUUUGGGCCAAAAUAAAGCAUUUCAAGCUUCCCAGGCCGCUGCCCUGCCCGGACAACUGCCGAGUCAGCGUGAACUGGCACGUGUCGAGCAACCACGUGAAUGGCUGGGCGGCACAUGUCACGUUGUUCAACUGGGGAGACAUUGAUUUCGCGGAUUGGUUCGUGGCGGUUCAACUAGACAUCACCGGGGUGGGUUUCCAGAAGGCUUAUUCGUUCAACGGAACGCUUCUGAAAGAGCCCAACGCAACGGUGUUCAUGACCGGGUUGCCCGGGCUCAAUUAUCUGGUGGCGAAGACAAAUGGAACGCACCCUGAGAGGGACCCGAAAGUGCCCGGUAAACAGCAAUCGGUUCUGUCCUUCCACAAGAAACACUUGGGUAAUAGGCCAACUGUAGACCGUGAAUUGUUUCCUACAAAGCUGUUUUUCAAUGGGGAGGAAUGUGCGCUUCCUUCGAUCCUUCCAGAAGCCGGCGCUGCUUGCGCUGCUGCUAAUUUUAAGACUCUUGCAUUUUUAGCGUGCAUCACCUUUUUGUUUAUUAGUUUCUUCUAGUAUUAGCUGUAACACGAUUGACAUGUUUGC